This is a messenger RNA of Phoenix dactylifera (date palm), 1455 nucleotides long. Its product is annotated as YebC-like protein. The record is from RefSeq and is a predicted model, not a curated record. Gene Ontology annotation, cellular component: chloroplast. NCBI's taxonomy places the organism in Eukaryota, Viridiplantae, Streptophyta, Magnoliopsida, Arecales, Arecaceae.
UGCCAGCUCAUGAUACAGACUCCUUAUGGCAUAUAGGUGAUAAUUUGAUUGAUGACCAAGAGGCAUAUUUGACAUUUGUACCUGGUACUUGAUUUCGACUUUAUUCUUUGAGUAUUCCUUAGAUGUUAGACAACAACAAGAUUUGUUCAUGACAUCUCAAAUUCUCGUUGAUUUUUGUUAAACUUCUAAUAGUUAUUCUUCCUUGUCUAGUAUUUGUAAUGUGACAAUAGAUUUUGGGACUGAACUCUGAAGAAUGUUGAACUCACUUGUACUCAAGCCAUAAAUGAUUUUAUUUUCUGCAUGACAAACCAGUUGGUGGUGACUCCAAUGAGGGCUAUGGCACUGAUUUCAUGAUAUGUUUCACAAUGUUAAAUGAAUGUUUCAUCAGAUGUUACAUGACCCAUGUUGCUUCCUGCUCAAUGUUCCGAUUCUUGUGUACCUGUGGCGUGUCAUUCAAGUGUAAAUUCGUGAAGAAAGGAGGCCCAAAUCCAUCAUCAAACACAAUUUUAGCUGUCAUACUGGAGAAAGCUAGAGAGCUUGAUGUACCCAAGGAAAUUGUGGAGCGCAACAUCAAAAAAGCAUCUGAAAAGGGACAGGAGACUUAUAUUGAGAAAUUCUAUGAGGUGUAUGGUUUUGGCGGGGUUGGUAUGGUAGUUGAAGUUCUGACUGAUAAAAUAACCAGAUCAGUGGCUGCUGUCAGAGGAGUCGUGAAGGACUGUGGAGCUAAGCUGGCUGAUCCAGGGUCUAUUUUAUUCAAGUUUAGGCGUGCCCGGGUUGUGAAUAUAAAGGCAACUGAUGCUGAUAAAGAUCAGCUGCUUGCUGUUGCCUUAGAUGCUGGUGCUGAAGAUGUUAUUGAGCCAACAAUUUAUGAUAAUGACUCAGAGGAAGAUAGUGCAGAAAGCUAUUAUAAGAUCGUUACUGAAGCUGAAAACUACUCCACCAUACUAUCAAAACUACGAGAUGAAGGAAUAGUAUAUGAACCAGACAAUGGUUUUGAACUACUGCCACUGAACCCCAUUGAGGUAGAUGAUGAAGCGAUGGAGUUAAACAAGGAACUGAUGUCCAAGUUACUUGAACUUGAUGAUGUUGAUGCUGUUUAUUCAGAUCAAAAGUGAUGAUGGACAAUUUUUCUUUAGCAAUCAGAUGCACAGACGAAGUGGUGGAGGAACUCGAUGUCCAAAUUAAUUAAACAUAAUCAAUUCAUUUAAAAAUUUGCGAGCAAAUUUUAGUUCUUCUAUUACUUUCGCAAUACAUGAUGUACUGUGUGUUUCCCUUUCUGUUCCAUAAAAUUUCAAAGUUGUGUCCUCCAGUUGAUGAGCAGAAAGGAUCGAUAGUUGCAUCUCAUCCUUUCCUUCAUAAUGAUCAGAGCUCAGUGAAGUUCUCUUUGGAGAUUGUCUUGUAAUUCGUUAAGUAAUUUAAUAAUAUCUAACCUUUUUUUGGGGGGGGUUAGCAUAA